AUGAACAUUCUGAUUUUAAAUCUGAGUAAAGUGGACCUUAGAUGUGAUCAAAUCGUACUUACGGUUGUAUUCCUCACGCUAGGUAUUGGUCUAUCUGGAGCAGCGUACGCUGGCUAUGCAGUAAGCUACCUAGAUAUUGCGCCAACUUUUGCUGGACAGCUGAUGGGUAUUGGCAAUACCCUGUCGUGCAUCGCUGGUAUCUUGGGACCAAUAAUUGUUGGAGUUCUUACACCGCAGGCAACAGAGGAAGAAUGGCGGAGGGUAUUUUUCAUAACCGGUGGAAUACUCGUUGUUGGGCUGAUCCUAUACUGCGUUUUUGCGACUUCUGAUGUACAGCCUUGGGCUAAAACGGAGAAAAUUGACGAAAGCAGUAAGAAGACGAACCAAAAGGCUGAUGAUGGUGGUACAGUUAAAGAAGACAAUGCUACAACAACCACGGAAAAUAAGAAAAACGGUGAUGUUGCUACUGGUUUUGCUGAUAGUGAGCCUUCCAGUGUAACCCCGGAUAGCUGA
This is a messenger RNA of Gongylonema pulchrum, 513 nucleotides long. Lineage: Eukaryota; Metazoa; Nematoda; Chromadorea; Rhabditida; Gongylonematidae. The record is from the annotation of a GenBank genome assembly.